AUGAUUAAAGAUAGAAAUAACGUUGUAAUAAUCUGUUUUCAGAAAUCGACGCCACAGGACACUCACUAUGUAGCAGCCGUAGUUGAGUACCACAGAUUGACCACCAAUGUUCAAAACAACACCGCUAGAUACGUCAGUCUAAUCCAGGAAGCUGCAAGACAGAAUGCUGACAUAGUGGUGUUCCCCGAGCUGACCCUUACGAACGCGCAAUAUACAUUCGAGGUGCCCAUCAACGGGCUGGUGAAGGAACAGCCUGUACCAGCUCUCUACCCUUCUGGAUAUGAUGAGGCGAUCACAGCGAUAUCACAAGCGGCUUUAGACAACCAGAUCUACGUGGUGAUCAACGGCCGCGAGAGUCUGGACUGCAGGCUCGCAGCCACUAGGGCUGUGGAGUACUGCCCUGAGGAGAAGGCCUACAUCUUCAACACCAACGUCGUCUUCGACAGGAAAGGGGCCAUCAUUGACAGAUACCGCAAAAUCAACUUAUUCGGGGAGGUGGCUCAUACGCCCGCCUUGAGGCCUGAACUGGGCAAGUUCACGACGGACUUCGGUGUGACCUUCGGGCACUUCGUCUGCUUCGACCUGAUGUUCCAGGUGCCAGCCAUACAGGUCGUCCAGAAAGAGAAAAUUAAGAACGUCAUCUUCCCCACCAUGUGGUUCUCCGAGUUGCCAUAUUUAUCUGCUGUUCAAAUUCAAGAAGCGUACGCCUACAGUUUGGACGUCAACUUCUUGGGUGCAGGAGCCAACAACGUACGAGUUGGCAGCGCAGGUUCUGGAAUAUACUCUGGAAAAGCUGGUGCCCUUAUCAGCACAAUGCCGGGAGUAUCGGACACUCGUCUUCUUGUUGCCAGAGUACCUAAAGUGCCCGGACAAAUUACAGAACCAUUCCCGGGUCCGAUCUAUGACAACCCCACGACUCAUGACAACUUGAAGUUGAUCAUCGACCCCUCUCUGGCCUCCCACAAAAGCAGACUGCUGGUACCAGGGUUCCAGGAGUUCACGCUAGAAGACGGUGACGUGUCAUGCACAUUCAGGGUCAAUAUUGGGCGCAGGACUGGCAACGAGGUAAGUUGAUACGAUGGAGGAAAUAUCGU
Messenger RNA from Trichoplusia ni (cabbage looper), 1094 nucleotides. RefSeq names its product vanin-like protein 2. Lineage: Eukaryota; Metazoa; Arthropoda; Insecta; Lepidoptera; Noctuidae. The coding region runs from base 1 to 1074 and encodes 357 amino acids. The record is from RefSeq and is a predicted model, not a curated record. The transcript has 8 exons.